Messenger RNA from Torulaspora globosa, 1332 nucleotides. RefSeq names its product dihydrolipoyl transsuccinylase (gene KGD2). Gene Ontology annotation, molecular function: dihydrolipoyllysine-residue succinyltransferase activity. The coding region runs from base 1 to 1332 and encodes 443 amino acids. Lineage: Eukaryota; Fungi; Ascomycota; Saccharomycetes; Saccharomycetales; Saccharomycetaceae. Gene Ontology annotation, cellular component: oxoglutarate dehydrogenase complex. Gene Ontology annotation, biological process: tricarboxylic acid cycle. The transcript has a single exon. The record is from RefSeq and is a predicted model, not a curated record.
AUGCUAUCAAGAUUUGUUCGUCUGGGUCCUAGCACUGCAAAGGUUCUGCGGUCGUCUACUUUAUCUUCAUGUUCUAAGAGAGUGGCUUUGGGAGUUGCCAACAGAAGGCAUGUUUCCACAAAACUUAUGCAAGGCGUCAAUAUGCGGGCUUUAAACCCAUCUUCUAGAAUAACAGGAAUCAGGCUACCGUAUCAGGCUCGUUGGGAGUCUACAUCGGUUAUGGUACCCCAAAUGGCUGAAUCUUUGACGGAAGGUUCCCUGAAGGAGUUUACGAAGAAGGAAGGUGAAUAUAUCGAGCAGGAUGAACUGUUGGCAACUAUAGAGACCGACAAGAUUGAUGUUGAAGUCAACGCCCCUGUUAGCGGAACCAUCACGAAGCUAAACUUCAAGCCCGAUGAUACGGUUACGGUUGGCGAAGAGUUGGCGCAGAUAGAGCCUGGUGAGGCAUCUGCUUCUUCCGAAGCACCAAAAAAGGAGGAAGAACCAAAGAAGGAAGAAGUUCAGCCAAAGAAGGAGGAAAAAGCACCUAAGAAGGAAGCUCCUAAGAAGGAGGAGCCAAAGAAACAGGAGCAGCCUAAGAAACAAGAGACACCAAAGCAGCAGGAAACUGCCACGCCAUCUUUCACAAAGUUCUCACGUAACGAGGAAAGAGUCAAGAUGAAUCGUAUGAGGUUAAGAAUUGCUGAGAGGUUGAAAGAGUCACAGAACACAGCUGCCUCUUUGACUACUUUCAACGAAGUUGAUAUGUCAGCAGUUCUCGAAAUGAGAAAGCUUUACAAAGACGAAAUCAUUAAGAAGACUGGCACCAAAUUUGGUUUCAUGGGUCUUUUCUCCAAAGCAUGUACCUUGGCCGCAAAGGAUAUUCCAGCGGUUAACGCUGCUAUAGAGGGUGAUCAAAUUGUGUACCGUGAUUACACAGAUAUUUCGGUGGCUGUCUCUACGCCAAAGGGUUUAGUUACGCCCGUUGUUCGUAACGCGGAAUCCUUGAGCGUCCUAGAAGUUGAACAAGAAAUAGUCCGUCUAAGUUCGAAGGCCCGUGAUGGUAAGUUAACUUUGGAAGAUAUGGCUGGUGGUACUUUCACCAUCUCUAACGGUGGUGUCUUCGGAUCCCUGUACGGUACUCCAAUCAUUAACAUGCCUCAAACUGCUGUGCUAGGUCUCCAUAGUGUUAAGGAGAGACCUGUCACUGUCAAUGGUCAAAUUGUUUCAAGGCCAAUGAUGUUUUUGGCUUUGACUUACGACCAUAGAUUGUUGGAUGGUAGAGAAGCAGUUACGUUUUUGAAAACUGUUAAGGAACUGAUCGAGGAUCCAAGAAAGAUGUUAUUAUUCUAA